CGUCUGGCUUUUUUGACGAUUCUGCUGCGAGUUACUACGUUGAUUCUGAUGAUGAGGUGCAAAUUAUCGACCCUCCUCCUUCAGCAGCUGAGCCUGUGAUGGUAGAAAAGCCGUUUUUAACUCUAAGGCAGAGGUCUCUCCCGUCAACUGCAUCGUCGUCAUCCUCCAGCACAACGCCUACCCUCACGGUGGAUUUUUUGAGAGCAGGGGGGAAGGUGGUACAUCCUGGCGUCAUGUCCUGCUUUCCGAGGAAGAAAUUCUCCGACCUUGAUAAGGAUGAGCUGAGAGAAUACAAACGGUUGUCGGCGCAGAGAUGCAAGCACAUCGCCAGUAACUCCACAAAUACUUGGAUUCCAGUCCUGGAACCUAAGUAUAAGAAAAAUGACGAUAUAGGGGUGCAUCCGGCCGUCCUGUCCUGUUUCCCAGGAAAGACAUACUCUAGCCUUGACGAGGUUGAAUUGAGAGAAUACAAUCGACUUGCCAAGCAGAGAUCGCGACAUGUUGUGGACAACCCCACAACGCCAUGGGUGCCCGUUUUGGAACAUGCGUACGAUAGAUACGACGAUACCGGGAUACAUCCGACAGUAAUGUCCUGUUUCCCAGGAAUGAGAUACGCCGAUCUCGAUGUCGUCCAACUUAGGGAAUACCGUCGGUUGACGGCGCAAAGAUCCAGGCACAUCGCCAGUAACCCCUCUACUCCAUGGAUUCCAGCUCUGAUGCGUCGCAUUUAUCAGCACAAGACAGAGUUCGACAAGAAAUUUGGCAAACUCGGAGUACUGCGUCCAGGAGAUGCACCAAGCCAAAAGUUGUUGGAGUAUCUCGGACUUGACCCCGACACGAGGUUUCUCAGUUCUGGAAUAAAUAUCAGCGUCAAUGACGAGACGACGGCCGAUGUCUCCCAAUACCCCGAUUAUGCCAAGAAGACUGAUGCCCAACUGCGGACCAAGUUUUUCUGGGACUAUGUCUGCGUGGGGGUGAAUUGGCCGGAGACGGUGACGAUGUCAAGGGCUGAAGUUGAAGCCCACAUCAUCAAGAACAAGGACGAUGGGACACGGGAGAUUCUCAUUUAUCUAGGGUUGAAUUCUCUAGAGAGAUCAUCGAAUAAAUACCAUCCCAAAUCUGGAACAAUGCACGACCUCAUCCUCCAAGGCUACAGAUUCUUCGAUGCAUGUUACAUUGAUUGUAACCUCGGGAACGUCCAUCAAACCACAGGGAGGACGAGUUGUUGGCAAUGGUUGUGGGGUCGGACACCCUCAUGCGCAGAAUCGAGGGAUUUGGCCAAGCAUUCGGCUUCAAAAUGAACAAGAAAAUCAACGAGCAAGUCGGGCUAAAGCAGCGAAUGUGUAACAAGAAAGUGGAGAAAUUAUCUGGGCAUGAUAGAUCUCUGGGAGAGAAGUUGGCGAACGAGGGAGUACGAUUCUUCGACUUCGGUAUUACAACCCCCGAUUCUUCUGCUCGUCCAGAUUUUCUCUUUGCUGGAAAUAUGCCUUUUCGUCUCAUUAGAGAAAUUAAAUUACAGUAAUCGUUAUAGAGAAUUUUUGUUUGUAAAAUUUUACUUGAUUGUUGUCUUAUCUUUAAUUCGAAAAUAAAAAUAAUAAU
Molecule: messenger RNA, 1599 nt
Organism: Folsomia candida
Lineage: Eukaryota; Metazoa; Arthropoda; Collembola; Entomobryomorpha; Isotomidae
Exons: 9
Coding region: 99-1301 (400 amino acids)
Source: RefSeq, a predicted model, not a curated record